Molecule: messenger RNA, 1143 nt
Organism: Dentiscutata erythropus
Lineage: Eukaryota; Fungi; Glomeromycota; Glomeromycetes; Diversisporales; Gigasporaceae
Source: the annotation of a GenBank genome assembly
AUGAAGAAAAGAUCUAUUAUUUUGGCUUUUGUUAUUUUGGUUGCCUUAUUUCAAGGUGUAUUUGCCCAAGUCAAGCAAUGUAAUUCUGCAAAUAAUUUUUGCUUGACUUCAACGGUUCCAAGUACAAUGAAAGCAGAUGAUGUAGCUACGUUUGAGAUGACUGCUCCUUCAACCAUUGGGUGGAUCGCCAUGGGAAUCGGUGAUUCUAUGAUUGGAAGUUACAUGGUGAUUGCAUGGCCUACCACAACAAAUUCUGUGGCUAUUUCUCAACGUAUUGCCUAUAGAUAUUCCGUCCCGGAAGUAACUGAUCAACAAAGUGAUAUAACGUUACUACCCUCUAGCGGUGUUCAAGAUGGUGUAUUUACCGUGAAAUUUACGCGACCACUUGUCGUCGUGAAUUCAACUAUUACUUCCACUACUUCAGACUUUGUCUGGGCUCUUCACUCUACUGAUCGUCCCUCUGAUGAUCCUUAUACAACGACCAUUACUCGCCAUAAUGACUUAGGUCAUAUGACGUUAACAGGCACUAUAUCAAAUUAUGAUAAAUAUAUAAUUGCUCAUGGUCUUUUAAUGUUUUUCACUUGGGGUAUUGUUAUACCUGGUUCAAUAUUUAUUAUUCGUUUCACGAGGAAUAUUAUUCCAGCCCAAUUUGUCCCGUUACAUUGGGGUAUCAUGUCUUUCUUGGCUGUACCAUUGAUCAUUAUUGGUUUAAUAUUGGCCAUCGCUGCCGGUGUGAAAUUUAAUUCAAACAACACGCAUCACGUUCUUGGCGUAAUUAUUUUUAUUUGUUUCUUUCUUCAAUUAGCCCUAGGAUGGAUUCAUCACCACUUAUACGAUCCAGCGCGUAAACACUUUGCUUGGUGGACGAAGCUUCAUUGGUGGUUUGGAAGAAUAUUAACUCUUGGAACCUUUUAUCAAAUAUCUCUUGGUCUCGCCCUGUAUAAUGUUGGAAGUCCGCUGGUGACGGCCUAUUACAUCUGGGUCAUUAUUAUCAUCCUAUCAUAUCUCUCAUUAUCUAUUUAUCUCUGGAGGAAAAGAAAAACGGAAUUAGAUUUACACGGAUCCUCGACUAUUUUAUAUACUGGAGUACGUAAAGAAGAUCCGGAACAAAUUGAGAGCCUUAUGCCACCAUAUGCUACGUGA